This is a messenger RNA of Juglans regia (Persian walnut), 3259 nucleotides long. RefSeq lists its product as uncharacterized. Gene Ontology annotation, molecular function: hydrolase activity, hydrolyzing N-glycosyl compounds. Lineage: Eukaryota; Viridiplantae; Streptophyta; Magnoliopsida; Fagales; Juglandaceae. Bases 282 to 2933 code for a protein of 883 amino acids. The transcript is spliced from 13 exons. The record is from RefSeq and is a predicted model, not a curated record.
AAAAGGAGGAAAAAAGAAAGAUAAACAUAAACUGGAGUUGUACUCUUUCUCUCUGCUCUCUCAAAAGCCAAAAGUCCAAGAAUCUUGCUGGUUCUGCCAAUGAAGACGUAAACUUGGCAUCCCUUUUGUCUUUUCUCAUCCCUAACCGGCGGUUCUUGCGCCCCCCUCACGUGCUGCCGGUCUGGAUAUCCUCUUCAUUUCAACUAGUACUUAAUACUGUCCAACUCCUCGUCUCCCUCUCCGAACCACCUCUAAGUGGAUUCUGGGUUGUGAUUGAAGCCAUGAGAAUGUUGCUGCAGAGGAAUUUCUGGGUUAUAGUGUUAUUGAUCAUAGGAGCUGUUGGAGAUAAUCUGUAUACUGUGAAGGGUCGUACACAUCGAAUUCUGUUGGAUACAGAUGUCGAUACCGAUGAUUUCUUUGCUCUCUUGUACCUCUUGAAGCAAAACAGAUCAGAGUUUGAGGUGGAGGGAGUCACUAUCAACACAAAUGCAUGGACUGAUGCUGGGCAUGCUGUGAAUCAAAUCUAUGACAUUCUUUACAUGAUGGGCCGUGAUGACAUUGCUGUUGGAGUAGGAGGUGAGGGUGGGAUACUAGAAGAUGGUACAAUUCUCCCUGAUGUUGGAGGGUAUCUUCCUAUUAUUGAACAGGGAAUCACAACUGGAGGGCAUUGUAGAUAUAGACAAGCUAUUCCUGUAGGCCAAGGAGGGCGACUAGAUAUUAAUGCCAACUAUGGAAUCCGGAAAGCUUUCCUACCUCAGGGGAGAAGGAAGUAUACUCCUCUUCGACAGCCAACUGCUCAGCAAGUGAUGAUAGAUAAAAUAUCAGAGGGCCCCGUAACUGUGUUUGUCAUAGGAGCACAUACGAAUAUGGCUAUUUUCCUUAUGAACAACCCACAUUUAAAGAAAAACAUCGAGCACAUUUAUGUCAUGGGUGGUGGUGUGAGGUCAAAGAACCCGACUGGUUGUUGCCCACAAAAUGCCAGCUUAUCUUGCGUGCCUCAGCAGUGUGGUAACCAUGGCAAUUUGUUCACUGAUUAUACUAGUAAUCCUUAUGCAGAGUUCAAUGUGUUUGGAGAUCCUUUUGCUGCAUACCAGGUUUUUCAUUCCGGUAUUCCUAUCACCCUCGUUCCGCUGGAUGCAACGAACACUAUCCCAAUUAGUAAGAACUUCUUUGACACAUUUGAGAAGAGUCUGAAUACAUAUGAGGCGCAAUACUGCUUCCAGUCAUUGAAGAUAACUCGUGAUACAUGGUUUGACGACCAAUUCUAUACUAGCUAUUUUAUGUGGGACUCCUUUACAUCUGGUGUGGCAACUUCAAUCACGCUUAACUCUCACAGAGAUGAUGGGCUAAAUGAAUUUGCUGAAAUGGAGUAUAUGAAUGUAACUGUAGUUACUUCCAACAAACCUUAUGGGGCUUCUGAUGGUUCCAAUCCAUUCUUCGACGGCCGCAUAAUUCCAAAAUUUGGAUUAAAGAAAGGUGGAAUACAUAGUGGUCAUGUUCAGACUGGACUUCGAGAUCCAUUCUGCAUUGUGAAGAAUGGGAAGGGAAAAUGCCAGGAUGGUUAUACAGCAGAAACAACUGGUCCGGAUGCAGUGCGUGUGCUAGUUGCUACAAAAGCCAAACCCAACCAGAACAAGAACAGCUCCCUAGACAGAGAGUUUUUCAUAAGUUUCUUGGAUGCUCUAAAUCGUCGUCAACAUACCGGGAGAUUUAAUUUUACGACACAAUUUCCUUAUUACAAAGAAGUUCUUUACAAACCAGAUUUUGGUUCUAAAACACUUGGGAAACCAGUUGUUUUUGACAUGGAUAUGAGUGCAGGAGAUUUUCUAGCUCUGUUUUACCUCCUGAAAGUACCUGUGGAAGUAAUCUACCUCAAGGCAAUAAUAGUAAGCCCAACUGGUUGGGCAAAUGCAGCUACAAUAGAUGUGGUUUAUGAUUUACUUCAUAUGAUGGGGCGUGAUGACAUUCAAGUUGGUCUUGGAGAUGUAUUUGCAAUGAACCAGUCCAAUCCUACCUUUUCAGCUGUUGGAGACUGCAAAUAUGCCAAGGCCAUCCCACAUGGUAGUGGUGGAUUUCUUGACUCCGACACUCUCUAUGGUCUUGCUCGUAGUUUGCCAAGAAGUCCUAGAAGAUACACGGCUGAGAACUCCGUUAAGUAUAACGCUCCUCGGGACACCGAUCACCCUGAGCUCAGGCAACCACUGGCGUUGGAAGUUUGGAAGUCCGUGGUGGAAACACUUGACACAGGAUCUAAGAUUACUAUACUCACCAAUGGACCCCUGACUAAUCUUGCCAAAAUCAUACUAUCAGAGAAAAAUACCACCUCUCUUAUUCAGGAUGUAUAUAUAGUUGGAGGACACCUCAGCCACAAAAGUAAAGACAAAGGAAAUGUGUUCUCGGUUCCAUCCAAUGAAUAUGCAGAAUUCAACAUGUUUCUCGACCCUUUGGCUGCAAAGACAGUCUUUGAUUCGGAACUUAACAUCACACUCAUUCCACUUGGCAUCCAGCGUAAAGUUGGUUCAUUUCCAAGGAUCUUGAAAAGGUUUCAGGACACAAAAAUGACACCUGAAGCUAAGUUCGCCCGGCGAUUGCUGACAAGGCUAUACCGCUUGCAACAAAGCCACCUUAGAUAUCAGCAUAUGGGGACAUUCUCCGGGGAAGUCCUUGGUGCAGUAGCGCUGGCCAGUAAUCACUCCCCUCUGAAGCCAACUUUGCUAGUGAAGCACAUCAAAGUCGUUGCUGAAGGUGUCGAAUCCAAAGACGGACAAACUGUUAUUGAUGAAAAACAUGGAAAACCGGUCAAAAUAUUGGAACAUAUUAACCUUAAAGCAUACUAUCAUCUGUUUGCAAAACAGCUGGUAAAUACAGAGCAGUCUGCUGUGAUGGGAAGUUUUGAUGACCAGAAAAGAAUGUGGAGGACACCAGCUAAAUAACCUGGGAUUUCCUCGAGGCAAAAAGGGUUAAAUAUUCUUUGACAAUAAGGAUUUGAUUUUUUGUUCCUCCUUGGAUAUACAGCAGUUCAUCUGUAUUGCUGAUGUUCUUCACACAGAAAUUUUAUAAGAACAUGUUUCAUGUAGGAACCAAACCUGUCAUUAUGCUUUUUAGUUUAGUUCAGUGACAGCAAAACACAGUGUAGGAAACAACACACAAAGCAACAUUCACAGUUGUUCAUUGUCUUUAGUUUUCAAUUCGUUUUCCAUCACAUUCUUUUGUAACCACACAGAUGAUCAACAAUAAAAUUUCAAAAUGUUAGUUGGGA